AUGGCACAGAAGAGAUUCAUCAUUGAGGUCGAGAAAGCGAAGGAAGCGAGCGAAGGAAGGCCAUCGAGGGGCCCUGUGUACCGUAGCCUCUUCGCUAAGGAUGGAUUCCCUGCUCCUAUCGAAGGUCUCGAUUGCUGCUGGGACGUUUUCCGAAUGUCUGUUGAGAAAUAUCCAACAAGUCCAAUGCUUGGUCGCCGGGAGAUUGUGGACGGGAAGCCAGGCAAGUACAAGUGGCUAACAUACAAAGAAGUACAUGACCUGGUGAUUAAAGUUGGGAAUUCCAUCCGUAGCUGUGGUUAUGGAGAAGGUGUAAAAUGUGGUAUUUAUGGUGCCAAUUCUGCAGAAUGGAUUAUGAGCAUGGAGGCCUGCAACGCUCAUGGACUUUAUUGUGUUCCUUUAUAUGAUACCUUGGGUGCUGGAGCUGUAGAGUUUAUUAUAUGUCAUGCAGAGGUCUCAAUCGCAUUUGCAGAAGAAAAGAAGAUACCGGAGGGUCAAAAUCAGAGUUAUGAUCUUCCUAUAAAGAGAAGAAGUGACAUCUGUACAAUAAUGUAUACUAGCGGAACUACUGGUGACCCCAAGGGAGUGUUGAUAUCAAAUGAGAGUAUUAUUACUUUACUAGCUGGGGUUAAGCGACUGUUGGACAGUGUCAAUGAACAAUUGACUGAGAAGGAUGUAUACAUAUCAUACCUUCCUCUUGCACAUAUCUUUGAUAGGGUCAUUGAGGAAACAUUCAUAUGGCAUGGUGCUUCAAUAGGUUUCUGGCGUGGGGAUGUCAAAUUGUUAAUUGAAGAUAUUGGGGAACUAAAACCAACUAUUUUCUGUGCUGUUCCUCGGGUGCUUGAUAGAGUGUACUCAGGUUUGACACAAAAGAUUUCUUCUGGGGGCUUCUUGAAGAAGACAUUAUUCAACGUUGCUUAUUCACAUAAGCUGAAUAACAUGAAGAAAGGGCUUACACAUGGAGAGGCAUCCCCUAUUUGUGAUAAAUUUGUAUUUGAGAAGGUAAAGCAGGGUUUAGGGGGUAGAGUUCGUCUUAUUCUGUCUGGAGCAGCACCUUUAUCUGCACACGUGGAAGCUUAUUUAAGGGUGGUGACUUGUGCUCAUGUCCUACAAGGAUAUGGCCUGACUGAGACCUGUGCGGGAACCUUUGUCUCAUUACCAAAUGAAAUGGAAAUGCUUGGAACAGUGGGCCCACCAGUACCAAAUGUUGAUGUUUGCCUGGAAUCUGUUCCUGAAAUGGGAUAUGAUGCCCUGGCGAGCACACCAAGAGGAGAAAUUUGUGUAAAGGGUAAAACCUUGUUUUCAGGGUACUACAAACGUGAAGACCUCACGAAAGAGGUUCUGAUCGAUGAAUGGUUCCAUACAGGGGAUAUUGGAGAGUGGCAACCUAAUGGAAGCAUGAAAAUUAUUGAUAGGAAGAAGAAUAUAUUUAAACUUUCGCAAGGAGAAUAUGUUGCUGUCGAAAACCUGGAGAACAUUUAUGGUCAAGUUUCAUGUAUUGAAUCUAUAUGGGUUUAUGGAAACAGUUUUGAGUCCUUCCUUGUUGCUGUUGUUAACCCCAGUAAGCAAGCACUUGAACAUUGGGCACAAGAAAAUGGUAUAUCUAUGGACUUCAAUUCUCUAUGUGAAGAUGCUAGAGCAAAAAGUUACAUAAUUGAAGAGCUUUCAAAGAUUGGAAAGGCAAAUAAGUUGAAAGGUUUCGAGUUUAUAAGAGGAGUUCAUCUUGACCCAAUUCCAUUUGACAUGGAGCGUGACCUUAUCACUCCAACAUAUAAGAAGAAGAGGCCACAGUUGCUUAAAUUUUAUCAGAGUGUCAUUGACAACAUGUACAAGAGUGCAAAGUAA
Messenger RNA from Sphenostylis stenocarpa, 1842 nucleotides. Lineage: Eukaryota; Viridiplantae; Streptophyta; Magnoliopsida; Fabales; Fabaceae. The record is from the annotation of a GenBank genome assembly.